Triplophysa dalaica is the source of this 327-nucleotide messenger RNA. RefSeq names its product cocaine- and amphetamine-regulated transcript-like (gene cartl). The transcript is spliced from 3 exons. The record is from RefSeq and is a predicted model, not a curated record. Lineage: Eukaryota; Metazoa; Chordata; Actinopteri; Cypriniformes; Nemacheilidae. Gene Ontology annotation, biological process: G protein-coupled receptor signaling pathway; cellular response to starvation; positive regulation of MAPK cascade. Gene Ontology annotation, molecular function: neuropeptide hormone activity. The coding region runs from base 1 to 306 and encodes 101 amino acids.
AUGGAGAACUCAGGAAUACUGAUAGGACUGAUGAUAGUUGGGCUCUUUACGGUCAUUUCGAGUGGAGAAGUUUCCCAGGAACUAUCUUCAGAUAGUACACAACUGUCCCAACAGGAUGUUCAGACAGAUUUUUUUGAUGCUAUGGGAGCACUUUUGGGACGAUACGCACCAUCAACAGAAAAACGUGGCAUUCCACAGUGUGCUGUGGGGUCUCGCUGUGCAAUGAGAAUGGGUGCACGCUUUGGGAAACUUUGUGAAUGUGGCGGAAGAUCUAACUGUAACUCAUUUCUCCUGAAAUGCAUCUGAAUCACUAUAUGUAAGGAGCGG